Galleria mellonella (greater wax moth) is the source of this 2669-nucleotide messenger RNA. It is a transcript of the gene Vps36, whose product is annotated as vacuolar protein-sorting-associated protein 36. Gene Ontology annotation, molecular function: phosphatidylinositol-3-phosphate binding; ubiquitin binding. Lineage: Eukaryota; Metazoa; Arthropoda; Insecta; Lepidoptera; Pyralidae. Bases 154 to 1368 code for a protein of 404 amino acids. Gene Ontology annotation, biological process: protein transport to vacuole involved in ubiquitin-dependent protein catabolic process via the multivesicular body sorting pathway. Gene Ontology annotation, cellular component: late endosome membrane; ESCRT II complex. The record is from RefSeq and is a predicted model, not a curated record. The transcript has 8 exons.
AGUGUCAGCGCUUAAUUUUGAGAUUUUUGUGAUUUAACAUUUGAUUAAUUACUCAAAUGUUGUUUUAUAAUUUUUUGUGCUUAUAAAUUUUGCGAAUAAAAUGAUAUAAGUGGUAACAUAUUUAUUUUAUUUAGGAUCUUAAUUACAUUGACAAUGGACAGAUUCGAAUAUAUUGAUGCUCGCUUAUUCGAAGGCGAAACGUAUAUUAAACGUGAUAAAAACGUUAAGAUCUACGAUGGUGAAGAUAAGACUCAAUUCACUGAUGGCGAAGUAAUUUUAACUACUCAUCGUAUACUAUGGGGCAAGCCUGGUGAUAUACCUAAAGGACUUGUAUGUCUGUCUCUUCAUUUAUACUAUGUUUUUUGUCUGGAAGAAGAAAGACUAAAGGCAAAUGGAGUUUUUGAUUUGUCAUUCAAAGAAAGGAUAAUAUUACAUCUUGGACCAGCACUCCCUGGUAAGAGGCCAGGUCCAGCUGUAGUCAGCCCUUAUCAUUUUGUGAAAUUCUCCUUUAAAGAUGGCAUUGAUCCUGCUUUCUACAAAGCUUUAAAUGAUGCUGUAUCUGCCAAAGCAUGGGAAAGACUUAGUCCACUGGUCUCACCAUCAAGUUCUACUAGUCCUACAUCAUCCCCUAAACCAGUUACAUCUAUAAAUUCUAAAAUUAGAUCUGGCAUAGUUGGAAUUGAGAGAAGCAUUGAGGAGCAACACAGAGCAACUGAUGAAAGUAUAACAGUAGCUUUCCAGGACCUUACAAAACUUAUGACAAAAGCAAAAGAUAUGGUAGCAAUAUCAAAAAAUAUAUCAGCAAAAAUAAGGGAAAAGCAGGGUGACAUUUCAGAAGAUGACACAGUUAGAUUUAAGUCAUAUCUGAUGAGUCUUGGCAUUGAUGAUCCUGUCACUAGAGACACAUUUAGAUCUGAUUCUGAAUAUUAUAUGGGGUUAUCACAACAGAUAUCAGACAUGAUGGUAGCUGUAUUAAUGGACUGUGGUGGUAUAAUGUCUUUAGCAGAUGUAUGGUGCAGAGUCAACAGAGCCAGAGGUUUAGAACUAAUAUCACCAGAAGAUCUUUUGAAUGCUUGCAAAUUAUUGCAAACAAUUGGGGCGCCUAUGUCAAUGCGAAAAUUUCCUAGUGGAGCAUGUGUUUUACAAUUAAACAGUCAUAGAGAUGAAGAGGUGGCGAAAGAUACAAGCAGACUGCUGGAAGAAAAUGGUUUCCUAACACCAGUAAAACUGUCUCAAAUAGCCAGUGUCUCUGUUCUACUAGCUCGGGAAAGACUAUUUACCACUGAGCGCCUUGGUCUAGCAUGUCGAGAUGAAUCUAUUGAAGGACUAGCAUUUUAUCCAAAUUUAUUUUUAAAAUCUGUAUCAUAGAUAUAGUUAUUUAUUUGUAUCUUCAAAGACUAUUUAUAUAAAUAAUAAUAGAAUAAUUUAAGCUCAAAAUGUGAUUUAUUUAGCAAUGCUUCCAUAAUCGACAAAAGCUUUUAGCUGCAACUAUAUAUAUAUAUAGUGAUUACUGAUUAACAAUAUUUCAUCAAAACCUUAUAAAACCUUUCUCACAAAAUAUCAAUGUAAAUUAUCUUCAUAAUUCAUAUCCAUCAUCCUUAUUAUUACUAAGAUUACAAAACUAAGUGAAAAGCUAGAUUAGCAAAGAGACAAUCAUACCAUGAUCUCUUAAUUCAUAGUAUGGUCUGUCUAUACCUAUGCAAUAGUAGGCACCAUAAAAAAUAUUUUGGUACCAUUUGGAUAUAAAUUUUUCAAAGCAAUCACAGAUACAACAAACACACCAAAGCUGUGUUACAUACAUAGAGAAAAUACAAAUAAUAUUUUCUCCAUGGUUAGACAAUAUGCACUUAACAUUAUAUCUUAUACAGAAAAUUACUACACUCAUUCAAAUAUGUUAUGCUAACACAUCAAAACAACAUUUACCGACUGUGGCUUCAGUGCAUAUUGGCAUUGGCCACAUGUUGCUGUGUAUGUAUUAAGAGUGGUUCAAAUCGUUCAAAAUAAUGUUAUUUCUUACUUUAGUUAUAAUUCUAAAUACAGUAUUCAUUAGUAGAAAUACUGUAAGAUGAAAAAAAAUAAACUUUGAUUUAUAUAGGCAUUUAAUCGUAUUUCUUGGAAAAUAGGAAACUACUGAUGUUAUCCCCAAAAUAAAUACGUUGUGAUCUCCUGCCAAUAUAAAUCAAUAUCUGUGUAAUAUAAAAACAUUUAAUUCUUUAAUUUUUUUUUUUCUAUUCUAAUGAAAUUAAAAUAGAAAUAAUUUUUAUUAUAAUUUUAGAUUAUUUGUAUAUUUAAUUACUAAUUUUAUUAAAAAGAUGCCUUAAAAUUAUUUUCUAAUUUCUAAUUGAAAUAAGUAAUAAAGAAUAGAUAAUAUAUUGCCUUUUAUAUUAUGCAUUGGUAUUUCAAUAACAUUACACACUAAGACUUUUACUGAAUGCCUUGUAAAAUAAAUAUACAGUAUAUGUAAUGUUAACUCUACAUCUACUAUUAAUGUUCGAUAUAUUUUAUCGAAUGAUAUAUCAUUAUAAUUUUUUUUUUUUUGUAAAUAUAUGGACAAAAAUAGAUAUCAAAAUGGAGAAGCAAUUAUAUUAGUAAGUACAUUCUUUUAAUCUGAAAUUAGAUUUAGAAAUAAGAAGCACUGAACAAAAGGAGCAAAUAAAAAGAAAUUCCUA